This is a messenger RNA of Prunus armeniaca (apricot), 345 nucleotides long. The record is from the annotation of a GenBank genome assembly. Lineage: Eukaryota; Viridiplantae; Streptophyta; Magnoliopsida; Rosales; Rosaceae.
AUGUCAAUAAAUCCACUAGGCUACAGUCCUGUACUUCACAGACCAAAUUUUAUAGGCAGCCCUCAAGCUCUGAGCCAAGCAGCUCAGAUGUACAACGUUCAGUUGAAGAUACAGCUAGAUGCUCUCAAAAGAAGCAUGCUUGACUUCAAUUUUGCUUUGGUCAACACAUAUAAUAUUAUGACUAAUAUCAUCCAGAAUCCGGCUUCCACAGGCUUUGAAGACACAAGCAACCCUUGUUGCAAAGUGACCUCCCAGAUUCAAGUUGUAAUUGUAUACAUAAAUUUGGUGUUUGCCAUCGCAUUCCAUCAAAACCUUCAGUGGAAGUGGCCGUGCGACCAACUUUAA